Molecule: messenger RNA, 1372 nt
Organism: Aplysia californica (California sea hare)
Lineage: Eukaryota; Metazoa; Mollusca; Gastropoda; Aplysiida; Aplysiidae
Product: tripartite motif-containing protein 2-like
Exons: 2
Coding region: 374-1324 (316 amino acids)
Biological process (GO): proteasome-mediated ubiquitin-dependent protein catabolic process; protein polyubiquitination
Molecular function (GO): ubiquitin protein ligase activity; protein binding
Source: RefSeq, a predicted model, not a curated record
GUCACAGUAGUCUCACCAGCUCACAUGGGCCUGUCAAGACACAAAUCCUGCUGCGUGCUCCGAUAAUGCAAGUGCCCGCCCGUUUCCUGACGUCACUUUCAAGCCACGCCCUCCUCCUCCUCCUCCUCCCCCCAACACCCCGCCCUACCCCACAAGAAAACUGCAAGCCUGUACGACCGUCUAAUAAACCUACAGGGUCCGUGAAAAACCUCUUCUUUAUUAGGCCCCGCCCCAUCUCGUCGAAAGCUGCCACGAUUGGUGGACCGUCCACGCCCACUUUUACUUACGCUGCACAGAACCUGAUGACGUUUCUGGCGAGAGUUUCCGAGACGUGUGUAGUAGCACUUGGCAGAGCGCACAGACCGAUGACGUCAUGUAUUUGAUCCAGCGCUGGAUGAAGGGCGGAGCCACUUGCAGUGUGAAGGCGGAGCUAGACCAGGGGAAGCUUGUCAGAAAGUGUGGCCGGAAGGGAAGGGGGCGGGGCCAGUUUGAGAUGCCGUGUGGGGUGGCGGCGACACGGGCAGGCGACCUAGUGGUGGCGGACACAGAGAACCACAGGGUCCAGCUCUUCAGCCCCGACGGCGCCUUCAAGCUCAAGUUCGGAGAGAAGGGCACUAAACCGGAACAGCUCUGCUACCCCAUCGGCGUCGCCAUGACAACCACGGACAACAUCGUGGUCUCUGACAGCGUCAACGCGGCCAUCAAGAUCUUCACGCCGCACGGCAGGCUAGAGUGGUGGGCCGUCCACUCCAAGUCCAUCGAGUUCCCGUACGGCGUGGCGGUCACGUGCGAUGACGAAAUAGUCGUCACGGACAUCUGCAAACAUUGUGUCAUCGUUCUGGACGCUUCCGGGGAGGUGAGCCACUCGUUCGGUUGCUAUGGCGACGCGCCGCGGGAGUUCGACCACCCGUACUGCGUGACCGUCAACUCCAGCAAGCAGAUCAUCGUCUCCGACACGGGCAACAACUCCGUCAAAAUCUUCCACUUCCAAGGGCGACUACUCAGGUGCUUUUCUUCCUCGGACUUCCACUUGCCCCCGGAGACGUUCGUCUCUCUCUACGGCGUGUGUACGGACGGUGAUGAUAACACGCUUGUGGUGUGUAACUCGGCCGUGUACAUCCUCACGAAAAACGGGCGCCUGUGGGAAGUGCUCACGGCCAAAGAUGGACUCACCUCGCCUCGCUGCAUCGCCUACUCCGCCGUGGGACGCCUGUUGCUCACACAGGCUGGGUAUGACGUCAGACACGAACUGUGCAUCUUCCGGUACAACAAGGAGGACUUCAAAUCCCUCAACCGGCUCGUCUACUACGCAAUAUCUAUAUAACCACCGGGGUACCUAGCUUGUGUAACCAAUUCAUUCGUUCAUUACUUC